Pipistrellus nathusii (Nathusius's pipistrelle) is the source of this 1392-nucleotide messenger RNA. The record is from the annotation of a GenBank genome assembly. NCBI's taxonomy places the organism in Eukaryota, Metazoa, Chordata, Mammalia, Chiroptera, Vespertilionidae.
AUGAUGGAAAGAAUAAGAAAAGAGAUGAUUCUGAUGGAGAGAGGGCUGCACAGCCCCACGGCCGCCGGCAAGAGGUUCUCCAAUCUGUCCGACUCGGCUGGCAAUGCUGUCCUCGAGGCCCUGGAAAAUUCGCAGCACCCGGCUCGCCUCAGCCCGCGCCUGCCGUCCGCCCCCCUGCACAGCUCGCUGGGAGACCUCCCCGCCAAGGGCAAAUUCGAAAUAGACUCUCUGUUCAACCUGCAGCACCCGGGCGGCGAAAGCACCGUCUCCUCCGAAAUCGCCUCGGCCGCGGAGGGCCGCAAAAAGCCGGGCCCCUAUUCCGAGGCGGCCGGCGAGGACAUGAGCAGCGACGUGGAGGUGGGCUGCUCCGCGCCGCUCAAGGAAAACAAUGGCAAAGGGUACGCCGAGGGCGGCUCCGCCGCGGGCACCACGGCGCCUUCGUCGGGCUCCGGCCUGGGCAGCCUGCAUGGAGGCGGCGGCGGCGGCGGCGGGGGCGCGGCGCUGGGCGGCUCGGGCGCCGGUGCCGAUCAGGUGCGGCGCUACCGCACGGCGUUCACCCGCGAGCAGAUCGCGCGCCUGGAGAAGGAGUUCUACCGGGAGAACUACGUGUCGCGGCCCCGCCGGUGCGAGCUGGCCGCCGCGCUCAACCUGCCCGAAACCACCAUCAAGGUGUGGUUCCAGAACCGGCGCAUGAAGGACAAGCGGCAGCGCCUGGCCAUGUCGUGGCCGCACCCCGCCGACCCCAGCUUCUACACCUACAUGAUGACGCACGCGGCCGCCACCGGAAGCCUGCCCUACCCCUUCCACUCGCACGUGCCGCUGCACUACUACCCGCACGUGGGCGUCACGGCCGCCGCCGCCGCCGCCGCGGCCUCGGGAGCCGCGGCCGCCGCCUCGUCGCCCUUCGCCACCUCCAUCCGCCCGCUGGACACCUUCCGCGCCCUCUCGCACCCCUACUCGCGGCCCGAGCUGCUGUGCAGCUUCCGCCACCCGGGCCUCUACCAGGCGCCCGCGGCCGCCGCGGGGCUCAACAGCGCGGCCUCGGCCGCCGCCGCCGCGGCCGCCGCGGCCGCCGCAGCUUCCUCGGCCGCGGCGGCGGGGGCGCCCCCCAGCGGCGGCUCCGCGCCCUGCUCGUGCCUCAGUUGCCACAGCAGCCAGUCCGCCGCGGCCGCCGCCGCCGCCGCCGCCGCGGCCCUGGGCUCCCGGGGGGCCGGCGGCGGGGCCGGCGGGGCCGGCGGGGCCGGCGCGGGGGCCGCGGGGGGCUCGGACUUCGGCUGCAGCGCCGCGGCGCCGCGCUCCGAGAGCGGCUUCCUGCCCUACUCGGCCGCGGUGCUCAGCAAGACGGCCGUGAGCCCGCCGGACCAGAGGGACGAGGCGCCGCUCACCAGAUAA